GUUUUCCGUUGUAACGAUCCCACCAUGACAGACAAGUUCUGUUUUGCAUUGUUAAGAGGGACCACACUGCAAACUCUGCAGUCAGCAGGGUUUGAAUCCGCUCAUAUGAGUGCCACCGAUACCCUGACCGAUGUUUUUGGCCAAUAUAUUCAACUGCUGGCGUCCACGGCGUCUCAUUAUGCACAAUUUGCUGGCCGGUCAACGAUCUCACCCUGGGAUAUUCUCGAUUGUUUCGCUGAAUUGAAUAUUGAGCCAAAGCAGCUGCAAGAAUGGCUUGAGGAAGAAGGCAAAGCGCUUGUUCCGCCUUGGACGGAUUCGUCCGAUCCCAGUCGAGUCCUGACAGAUGUGGUGAACGCUGGUAAACCGGAACCUGACGACGUGCUUGUUUAUGAAUACACGGACGUGGAAAGCGAAAUGCCAUUGGCCGGCAUUAGCCAGCUCGGAGAAAGCGACCAAGAAGAAAACGACGAAAUCUCUAAUGACGUGACUUCACCAGAGACACCUACAGAUAAACCACCUAUUGAUCUGUCGAGCAAACUUCCCAACUAUGUACCUUCCUAUUUCCCACCUUUCCCGCCGAAACCCAAAGAUGACGUGGACGAGGAAAAUGCCGAGGCCACGAAUCCCGCAGCAUCAGUCAACUUACAGCAGGAUCUGAGCACUUCCACCGUCAAGCAAGCGACGGGACAGAUUAACGAAUCAACUAUACCGUCUUCUGUAGUCGUUACGCGACGGAAACGACCUAUUGAAAACCCAUUCACGCACAUCACCACCAUGGAAGAAUCCUCUUUUGCUGCCACCGAUAAAGAAACACUGCCCUCUCUGUCAUUAACGCUGAUGUCUCAAAAACAAUCCUGGCCUGAACCUGAACGACAGAAACGGCGUAGGCUGGAAAGCGAGAACAGUUCGUUGAAGCAAGCCAUCGAGAUGCUUAGUCGCACGUCCACCGAACGGAAACGGUCACUACAUCCGUUAUCCGCACAAUCUACGUUAUUUCAGGCAUUCACCCGUGAUGAAGCUGCACCUGGCAACACGAUGUUUGGCGAAGAUCAGGGUGUUUUGAAUAACUUGGUACGACAGAUGGCUCCUCCAUUGGCGGUCGCUAAGCUUUCGUCACCGAAUUUGCUGUUAGACGUGGCUAUUCAAGGCGGAGGAAGUGGUUCCUCAGGAACAUCGGCCAAUCCUGUUCGCACGCCAAAUGAAACUAUCGGUAAUAAAUCGGUGGGCAACACGUCCAUUCUUGCUUCCUUAGCAGGAGGCCAGGCGCGAAGAAAAUCAUCCACCAGUGGCACGUCGCCUUUAAUAUCUUCUGCACCAGCAACCACGCCAGCAUCGGCCACGACAUCGAGCACUGUUGCACCUGCUACUAAAUCUCCAGCAGUACCGAUUUCUCUAGCUUCACUUUCGACGUCAUCGUCGUCGGCCCCACUUGGAGAAUCAAAGAAAAAGACACACACGAAACUCACCAUCAAUCUUCCCAAGAUGGAUCUAAGCAGCAAUGCAUCGUCUAAACCUUCUUCCACAGCCACCACACCAUCUUCAGGUACCCCUCUCAGCACCCCUAAAAUCCGAUUCAAGAUCAAAGUUCCCGAACCGUCCGAGCCUGCUGUAACAUCGCCGGCACCAAUCGUUACUACGCCCAAAGUACCCAAAGUCGACACGACCGUCAUGAGUACCAGCAAUGCUGGUGGCGAUAUCAUCAACUGUAUUUGCGAGAAUCCGACCGUCGAUUACGGCACCUUCAUGAUUGCAUGUGACAAGUGUGGAGUAUGGUAUCAUGGCAACUGUGUGGGUAUCGCUGAAACCGAUCAAGUAGAAGAAUGGUUCUGUCAACGAUGUGUAUCUUGAAUGCAUUCCAUGUAUGAUGGGUGGUAGUCGACUUGUUUCUUCGUUUCGCCGAUGGAAGAAAGAAAUUUUGCAUCUGUAUUCUCAUUCUUGUUUUCUCCCUUGGGCAAUGUGUGUGGAUAAAUAUAACUGUAAGUAAUUUCAAAUAAUUAAAAUGGAGGCAAAAUUUCCUCAAGCUGUGGUCUGAGGAUCAUGUAAACAACACAAACAACACAUCAUCUGCCAAUGGUUGCGCGUGACAAUUUGUGGCUCGUUAAAGCAAAUAUAAAGUUUUCCAGACAAAAAUGGGAACAUUCUAUACAGCACUAAUGCAGCGUUGAGAGUGGCCCAUCUGUAAUAGCAAGGUUGGA
Radiomyces spectabilis is the source of this 2195-nucleotide messenger RNA. RefSeq lists its product as uncharacterized. The record is from RefSeq and is a predicted model, not a curated record. Gene Ontology annotation, cellular component: transcription factor TFIID complex. The transcript has 2 exons. Gene Ontology annotation, molecular function: protein heterodimerization activity. Bases 25 to 1848 code for a protein of 607 amino acids. Lineage: Eukaryota; Fungi; Mucoromycota; Mucoromycetes; Mucorales; Radiomycetaceae.